Oncorhynchus gorbuscha (pink salmon) is the source of this 1679-nucleotide messenger RNA. Its product is annotated as D(1) dopamine receptor-like. The coding region runs from base 14 to 1171 and encodes 385 amino acids. The record is from RefSeq and is a predicted model, not a curated record. Lineage: Eukaryota; Metazoa; Chordata; Actinopteri; Salmoniformes; Salmonidae. Gene Ontology annotation, molecular function: G protein-coupled receptor activity. Gene Ontology annotation, biological process: adenylate cyclase-activating adrenergic receptor signaling pathway. Gene Ontology annotation, cellular component: membrane. The transcript has a single exon.
AUCUUCACCGAAGAUGGAUCUGACGAAUGGCACUACGGUCAUCACGGACAGCGACAGGGGCGUCUUAUUGGAUGACUCCUCAACCCGCGUCCUGACUGGCUGUUUCCUCUCGCUGCUCAUCCUCUGCACGUUGCUCGGCAACAUCCUUGUGUGUGCCGCCGUCACCAAGUGCCGUCACCUGCGUUCCAAAGUCACCAACUUCUUUGUGAUCUCGUUGGCCGUCUCCGACCUCCUAGUCGCUGUCCUGGUGAUGCCGUGGAAGGCCGUGACGGAGGUCGCAGGGUUCUGGCCGUUUGGCUCGUUCUGCGACACUUGGGUGGCGUUCGACAUCAUGUGCUCCACGGCGUCCAUCUUGAACCUGUGUGUGAUCAGUGUGGAUCGUUACUGGGCAAUAUCCAGCCCGUUCCGCUAUGAGAGGAAGAUGACUCCUAAAGUGGCGUUUGUAAUGAUCAGCGUGGCCUGGACGCUCUCCGUCCUCAUCUCCUUCAUCCCCGUCCAGCUCAGCUGGCACAAAACUCAGACCUUUACUUCUACCUCCACAACCCCACCCUACAGCCUCCAGCCUGCCCCAGACUCCUCUAACCCUGUUGGGGAUAACAACACACAUCAGGCCCCCCGGGACUGGGACAACUGUCACUUCAGCUUGAACCGGACCUACGCCAUCUCUACCUCUCUGAUCAGCUUCUAUAUCCCAGUGAUGAUCAUGGUGGCCACCUACAGCCAAAUCUACCGCAUCACUCACCGUCAGAUCAGAUGCAUCGCCACCCUAGAAAGGGCCGCAGAGAGCGCCAAGAACCGGCAGAACAGUAUGGGUGGAGGUGGCGGAGGAUCCAGCAUCUCCGAAUCAGAGAGCUCGUUCAAGAUGACGUUCAAACGGGAGACAAAGGUCCUGAAGACGCUGACUCUGAUCGUGGGCGUGUUCGUGUGCUGCUGGCUGCCCUUCUUCAUCCUGAACUGCAUGGUGCCGUUCUGUGAGCCUUCGCCCCGCGGUGCCGCCGCCUCCUUCACCUGUAUCAGCCCCACUAUGUUUGAUGUGUUUGUGUGGUUGGGCUGGGCCAACUCUUCCAUCAACCCCGUCAUAUACGCCUUCAACCCAGACUUCCGUAAGGCCUUCUCUAUCCUCCUGGGCUGCCACAGACUCUGUCCCGGAGAUCACAGCAUGUCUCAAUAAGAAAUGAGCUCAGAGCCUCAGAACCUCCCGUGGUAAUACAACAUCUGCUGAGACACUGGUCUCAGAAGAGGAUCUACAGGACCAGCUGUCAUGGAACAACAGAGACCCAUGGCAUGCCAUCAUCUGGUGCAUUGUAUCACCAUAAGCAAGCAGAGUAAGCGUUACAACCUUGGUGUAAAAGGUUUGAUGUUGUCAUUGAGGGUGCCGCCACUUAUCAUGCAGUAUGAUCUGACUUGGCACUGCGAUAAGAGAUGAGCGACACUGUGCAGUGUCCCUGACUGCAGUGAAUGCGGUGAGCCCAGUGUCUCUAUAGAGUAGAUACUACAGUGAGUCAGGGCCCCAGACUGGAGGGGGGAUGAAGUAAGGAGGAAAAAGGGUGAAGGAUGUGAUAUUAAGACUGUGUGUGACAGAGUACAGGAGGAGAGAGAGCAGUGCUAAUGAUUAUCUGGGACUGAUAAUCCACAGACUGGGCAGGCAACACGCACGCACGCACGCACGCACUCACUCA